CACCACUGCGCCUGCAGUUUAGCGUCACACAGGCACCAGUUCGCAUCGUCCCCUUGACGUCAAAAAAGCGCAUCAGUUAGUAACCCCUCACGUGAGUCGCACAAAUAACACCAAAGGGGGAAACACAACUGGGUGUGCAAAAGGAAGAAGAAAAAAAAAAAAAAAAAAAGUUUCCACAUAGGAGAUUCUUCCUUUAUCCAUUUUGGCCAACUGCACAUUUAGCACAUCAAGGUUUAUGCAGUAGAAGGAGGCAGAAUGGACAGCCCGGAGUUCCUCAAGAUUGAGCUGGAGAGAGUGAAGAGCGACUAUGAAAAUGAACUAUCCGUUGACCAUGUAAUGCCAAAGACCCAGUUCGACUACGCAUGCAUGCUAAUCUGCUCGUCGGACCUGAAGAACAUCCAGCUUGCCUCAUCCCUGCUGCACGAGCUGCUACUGAUAAACUACAACCGAAUUGACUGCCUUUACCAGCUAGCCAUUGCGCACAUGAAAUUGCGGGACUAUAAAAAGGCAAAGAACUACCUAAACGCUUUACUCAAAAUCGAUGCCAGAAAUAGCAACGCGCUGGCCCUGAAGAGUCUUCUCUUCGACUUAAUCUCGUCGGACGGACUGAUCGGCGCACUGCUCGUGGCCCUCACCGCUUGUGGCAUUUACCUGUCCUGCAAAUCGUUUAAAUUUUUUUAA
This is a messenger RNA of Plasmodium coatneyi, 681 nucleotides long. RefSeq lists its product as uncharacterized. NCBI's taxonomy places the organism in Eukaryota, Apicomplexa, Aconoidasida, Haemosporida, Plasmodiidae. The transcript has 2 exons. The coding region runs from base 256 to 681 and encodes 141 amino acids. Gene Ontology annotation, molecular function: protein binding. Gene Ontology annotation, biological process: autophagy of mitochondrion; peroxisome fission; mitochondrial fission. Gene Ontology annotation, cellular component: peroxisomal membrane; mitochondrial outer membrane. The record is from RefSeq and is a predicted model, not a curated record.